CCAAUUUCGAGGUCGCGAACUCCUUAAAACUCAUAUAAGAAAGCGCGUCUCAUGCGUAUAGCUUAAUUUAUUCAAGAUGUCUUUCAUUUUUGGCUUGAAUAUCUCUUUCCUCUCAUAUAUCGAAACCUACCGUUGAAGUGGUACACUAGUUGGAAGAAAACCCAGCUUGGAUCUGCUCUCUCAUGGGUAUCAAGGGUUAUAAAUGAACUGUGGUAAGUCGAAUAAUUCUAUGUUAAUGAAAUAUUUCUUCCUCACGAUCCUAAAUCACCGUACCUUCUAUUCCUUAAGCAUUUUUAUGAUAUGUAUUCGCAUAUUUUACUUUCGUUCGCAGUAGAAGCUAACUCGUCGCUUUCAAAUAGUGCCCAUAAUGGAGUCUCCGGAUGACAUGGUAAUACAACAUGUACCCGCUUCGUCGACCCUAAAAAACGGUACAACUUCUGUCACAGCAAGUGAUAGUAUUAGCAUACCUCAAGUCUUCUGUAUUACGAGCCGCAUCUUGGAAGUGGAGUGUAGCAAACUUCAACUCCAUGGCACUUCCUCCAAGACUAUCCCUCGAUGGGCGCCAUCCUCAAAGAUAACUUGCGGUAUUGAGUACCAGUCCUUCCUUCAGGCUCAUUACGGCGCCGACGACAUCGAACAUGUCAAAAUUUGCCUGAAAGAGGUCAUCAAUCUACUCAAUUCGUUCGACAUUGGACUCAGCUUUGUUUACGUUGAAGACUUGCUCCCUGAGACCUUCACCCUUACCUACGAGGAGAAUCCUGAUGUCUACGCGACUUCUUUCUUCCCAGGCACUCGAGAUAAACGCACGAUUGUACUCCACGAGACUUCAUUCUUGCCCGAAUACCGUGGCUCGAUCUUCAAUAUCCUGUGCCACGAGUUUGGCCGUACUCUCGGGAUGCGGCACUGGAACGCCGCCUCGGAUGAGCCGUGUCUUCCGUCGGUACAUUUUCCUCCUGAUUCGGAUAACCGACUCUCCGUGAUGGGCCCAUAUACUCACCCGGGAACUCUCCAAUUUCAUCAAGAUGAUGAAAAAUGGCUUCGAGAGUUCUACGGGCAAGAUAAUGGGUCAUAUAUUCAAGGCUACAAGAUCGUGGACGUCCCAGUUGCUCCAAGGACUUCACAUUGCAGUCUUAGGAGAUCGGAGAUAACUAGGCUUCACAUAGUCUGAUGAGAGGAUGGCACAAGAAGUGUGAUUAGCCGGUCAUCGACUUAGACAUACCUCCUUUGAUAGGAGUAUUAUACAAGUAUCAUCAUUAGCGGGUGUCUUGUGAGCGUUUGCUGCCCUUGGUAUAUUGUGUAGCUGAGAAUGAGGACUAGUAUUAAGUUGGAAUUAAUCUCGAGACAGUGUCUUGACAUGCAACUUACACUCGACGAGUUAUAUCACACAAUCACCACUCAAGGGAAGACGUAUACGGUAUUCGAUAAAUAGAUUCAAUAGUCCUCUAUCCACCUUGCGGUGG
Molecule: messenger RNA, 1460 nt
Organism: Annulohypoxylon truncatum
Lineage: Eukaryota; Fungi; Ascomycota; Sordariomycetes; Xylariales; Hypoxylaceae
Exons: 1
Coding region: 368-1168 (266 amino acids)
Molecular function (GO): metallopeptidase activity
Source: RefSeq, a predicted model, not a curated record